AUGGCUAAUCUUGCUCUCUAUGCUCAGCGUCUAUGCAGCAACCUUCGGUGGCUAAUCGAAGACGGUCAGCUAGUCAAAAUCUUCGGCGACUCUUUUACAUUCCCUGAAGCUGAGCUUAUUAUGCAUAUUCCUAUGAGUUGUGAUACUGGGGACCGUCGUAUUUGGUACUUUACUCGUAAUGGUGAACAGCCUCUUUGUCUACCUCUGGGUCUUCCUCUUCUUCAUCUCAAAAGCUAUGGAAACAUUUGUGGAAGCUUAAACUUUCACCCAAAAUGCAACACUUUUUAUGGCGUCUGGCCCACAAUGCUAGUCCUACCCGUGAAGUGCUCUAUAGGCGGAAAAUUUCCCAAGACAACCUUUGUUUUCAUUGCAUUUGCUAAGUUGAAACUGCUUAGCAUGCCCUUCACGAUUGUACGAGUUGGUGUAGUAGUCAGAGACUCCUAUGGCAGUCUUUGUGGGGCGAUAGCGAUGCGCUCUUCUAGUUUAUUUUUAGUCCUGGCUACUAAGUUGUAUGCUCUUAAGAUUUGCAUUUCUUUUGCGGUGGAUGCAUCCUUUACGCCUAUCAUUAUUGAGUCUGAUUCAUUGAUUGUCAUCCAACUGCUCCUCCAGGAUGACCCUUGUUAUGCUACAGAAGGGCCUUUCGUUGACGACAUUAGACUACUCCUAGCCUCAUUUCCCUCCUACUCGGCCCACCUUGUUCCUCGUCCGACUAAUGGGGUUGUGGAUCGCCUUGCUCGGUUCAAUCUUGGUCAGGAGGAUUUAGCAUUUUGGCUCUCUGAUCCCCCUCCUUGGUUAUAG
Molecule: messenger RNA, 798 nt
Organism: Prunus armeniaca (apricot)
Lineage: Eukaryota; Viridiplantae; Streptophyta; Magnoliopsida; Rosales; Rosaceae
Source: the annotation of a GenBank genome assembly